UCAACCGGUGAUGUGUCUCGUCAUUUUUACUGCGUACUUCCUCCUCCUCCUCCCUCACGCCCCAGCUAUAUGGUCCUGCACACGGUCCUGUCCACCCAGUUGCACGUGCACUCAGGAGAAGAACUGCAGCGUCCUGUGCGACCGCGUCAGCAUGGUCGACCUUCCCAAAGAAUUCCCCUGCGAGGCCGCCUCCAUCAACCUCGACAAGAACAGCCUCAAGUUCUUAUCCGAGCGUGCUUUUGGCACUCUCCCUUUGCUCCGGUCACUCUCACUCGACCACAACAACAUCUCCUUCAUCACGCCAGGUGCGUUUAAAGGACUCCCCAACCUGCUGGAGCUGAAGUUGGCCCACAACGAGUACAUUCGUUACCUGCACACCCGCACGUUCACGUCACUCAAACGUUUGGAGCGCUUGGACCUUUCGGACUGUAACCUGUUCAACAUGCCAGAUCGCAUCUUCAUCGAGCAAAUUUCCCUUAAGGAACUGCUGGUUUUUCAGAACAACUUCCGACGUGUCCCGGGAACCCUACGGGGGAUGGAAAACCUUACACAUGUUUAUUUGGAGCGCAAUAAGAUUGAAGCGGUGGCGUACAACUCUUUGCUGGGUCUGACCAAUCUCAAAUACCUCAAUCUACAGGAGAAUAACAUUAGUGUUAUUCAUGAUGAAGCUUUUAAGGAUCUCCUGCGUCUGGAGAACUUCUACCUGAAUGACAAUCUGUUGGUCGAUCUACCCCAGGAAGCUUUCAAAAGCCUAAGCAACUUAAAAAUGAUAAACCUGGGCGGGAAUCUCUUGACCAACGUCUCCAAAACAUGGUUCAGUGAUCUGGUGGAGCUAGAAGUGCUGUACUUGGAUCGAAACCGCCUGGUUUAUUUCGAAGAGGGCGCUUUUCAGAACCUGACAAGCCUCAUCACGCUACACCUCAACAGUAACAAUCUCACAACUUUGCCAUUCACCGUUUUUGAGCCCAUUUAUUUUAUCGGCCGCCUGUAUCUUUUUCGAAACCCCUGGGAGUGCAGCUGUGGCCUGAAGUGGCUCAGAGAAUGGAUGGACAGUUACAAGCUAGUGAGAGACAUUCCUUGCGCAUCGCCUUCCUCAGUGGCCGGCCUGGAUCUGAGCGAAGUGGUCUACGCCCGUCUGAACGGGACCUGCGUGGAUCCGCCAGAGCUCAACCUCACCACACCAGUUCCUGACUACACCACCACAGAGAACAAGUUCAACAGUCUCAUUUCCAAACUGCUCCAGCAGGAACUGAGAGAGGAGAUGAUCAACUCCACAAACGCUCUGAGGAACGGCACCCAGCAGGACUCAGCAGAGAGUCAGGUUUCUGCUGGACCAGGACUGUGUGCUCUUUAUAAAGUCUUGCUUCUUGUGUUACUUUUUCAAGCGCAGAUUGGCUUUCUGUCUGACUGCAUUAAGGUCUGUUGAGAUGCUUUCAAAAAAGAAAGGCAAGAAGAAAAACGUUUAGAUUAAAGGCUGCGAUUCGAUUAGACAUUUUAUAUAUGGGUUUGGACUUCUGGCAGAUAUUGGAGGAUUAGAUGUGACUGUGUCUUUAACACGAUACUCGUGGCUCAAGGAGACCUGGGUUCGAGUCAGACGCGCAUCAUGUCCCGAUGUCAUCCCUCCUUUCUCACCCCAUUCUCCUGUCUGCACUUUACUGUCUUAUUUCAGUAAAGGUAAAAAAAAGCCGAAAAACAUAUUUAAGGAAAGAAAAAAGCAUGUAACAAUGUGACUUGAUUUCUUAAAAUGUGGAUUGUGAACUUCA
Messenger RNA from Triplophysa dalaica, 1763 nucleotides. RefSeq names its product nyctalopin (gene nyx). The transcript has 2 exons. Gene Ontology annotation, molecular function: protein binding. Gene Ontology annotation, cellular component: extracellular matrix. The coding region runs from base 11 to 1426 and encodes 471 amino acids. NCBI's taxonomy places the organism in Eukaryota, Metazoa, Chordata, Actinopteri, Cypriniformes, Nemacheilidae. The record is from RefSeq and is a predicted model, not a curated record.